AAUAGUUUAUAUUAGUGUCCUCUCUCUUUUUUUUCUUUUCAUUCUCCCUCUGUUAAAGAAGCAAGAGAGCAAUCAGUAAUAAAAAGAGCACCAUCACCAGGGGAAAUUCAUACAAUAAGCUUAAAUGCGUUAAGCCUAGAUAAAGAAACAGCACAAUCAAUGGUGUAAUCUCUUCAAAGCAUAUCUUAUAUCUAAUUCAUUAUUGACAUGCUGAUAAAUAAGCCUUGAGGAAUAUGGCGGUUUUGAGAAAGUAGUUUUCAGCAGUGUUGAUCAAAUGUUUAACUUUCCAUUUGGAAAAGCUUUAUUCAAACAACCAUUCUACUUCAAUACCAACUGAAGGUGGUCUUCUAACUUUUUGUUUGACAUUUUUUUCAACAAUAUCCGUUCCUUUGAGCAUGUAUAUCAGCGAAUCUUUUCUUUUUACUGCUAAUACACUAGAAACUGAUAUAUAAGCAUGUGAUUGCUAGGUUAGGAAGACAUUUUACCAUAUUUUAGCAAAAUUAGUCAUUUUUGUAGUUACAGUUCACUUCAAUAAUAAAUAUAAACUGAUCUUAUAGAAAUAUUAAAUGUGAUUUUAUGUAAGAAACAAUUGAAACUUACUCUAUUUUCUAACCGAAUGAGAGAAAUUUGUAAGUUGAGGACAUUACAAUUGAAAAUUGUGCUAGAAAGUAUGUUUGAUUGGAAACCGAGGGUAUAUAUUUGGUUGCAAAGUCAAUACUUACAAUCAGUGCCAAAUCUGUUAGAAAACCAGUUUAGGUUUUCAAAGGCAAAUUCAGCCAUCCCUUCUCCCCCUAGGAAAAUUUUUGAUAUACAAUAGAAAAAUGAAGGGGGCUUUUGGGUAUGUUUUCUCUUCUGGCUUGUUUGACAUUUUGCUCUAUUUUAAACUUUUUUUGCGGGAGGGGGAGGGUGACAAAAGCAAUAGUAUUUUGGAAAACAACUGAAAAACGGAAAAUCACAGCACACAUUUCCAAGUAAUUUUGGCAGGGAUUGUACUUAACUAGCUUACCAGCGAAUGGUAAUGCUUCUGUUUUUUUCUAACGACAGUUCUGGCUGCUAGAUAGCAGAUACAUCUAUUGUGUCAGUUUUUUUAAAAGAUCCACCUCUCGCAAAGACUCGCUAUUUAAUUUAUAUCAAUUCUAUUCAACAAGGACCAAAUCAGCCACUAAAAAAUUGUGUAUCACUAUUUAAUAGUGUAUAAAGAAUCAAUAGGGUGAACUACAGCAACUCAACCUUCUAUUGGCCAUAAAAACUGUUUCCUUGUCAUAGUACACACCAAAAAGCUUCCCUACUAAAAUUUCUCAAAAAUCCAAAGUUGAAUCUUUUGUUAUAAAAGCAACAAUUUGAACUUGAACAGAGUAAUUGCAAGGAGACAAUAAUACACAUUUCCCUAAUCAGCUGCCUUGAGUUUCUGCCAAGCGCUUUACACCUUAUUAAAUUUUGCUUGUAGUUUCCAAAGUAUAGUUUUUGGUCUUUGACAUCUCUGGCUGUGCAACAAAGGCCUUGGCAAUGGUGCCAGUGUUCAUUUUCUGAUUAACAGUGGCAAACAUUAAAAGGAAAGAAAUGACGAUAUGAUUGUUCCUUUUAAUUUUCAGGCCAUUGAAGUUUUCAAGUACAUAAUUCCUUUUUAAUUGCUUCAUGGCUCGUCCCAAAAAAUAGUUUAUAUUAGUGUCCUCUCUCUUUUUUUUCUUUUCAUUCUCCCUCUGUUAAAGAAGCAAGAGAGCAAUCAGUAAUAAAAAGAGCACCAUCACCAGGGGAAAUUCAUACAAUAAGCUUAAAUGCGUUAUGCCUAGAUAAAGACACAGCACAAUCAAUGGUGUAAUCUCUUCAAAGCAUAUCUUAUAUCUAAUUCAUUAUUGACAUGCUGAUAAAUAAGCCUUGAGGAAUAUGGCGGUUUUGAGAAAGUAGUUUUCAGCAGUGUUGAUCAAAUGUUUAACUUUCCAUUUGGAAAAGCUUUAUUCAAACAACCAUUCUACUUCAAUACCAACUGAAGGUGGUCUUCUAACUUUUUGUUUGACAUUUUUUUCAACAAUAUCCGUUCCUUUGAGCAUGUAUAUCAGCGAAUCUUUUCUUUUUACUGCUAAUACACUAGAAACUGAUAUAUAAGCAUGUGAUUGCUAGGUUAGGAAGACAUUUUACCAUAUUUUAGCAAAAUUAGUCAUUUUUGUAGUUACAGUUUACUUCAAUAAUAAAUAUAAACUGAUCUUAUAGAAAUAUUAAAUGUGAUUUUAUGUAAGAAACAAUUGAAACUUACUCUAUUUUCUAACCGAAUGAGAGAAAUUUGUAAGUUGAGGACAUUACAAUUGAAAAUUGUGCAAAAAAGUCUGUUUGAUUGGAAACCGAGGGUAUGAAUUCGGUUGCAAAGUCAAUAGACCUUUUCUUUACGCCUUCGCAACAGCGCCUGGCAACAAGAGGUGGAUGAAAACAAAUGCGCAUCCGUAGUAGGCACUUAGGCCAAACUUAGUCAAAAUAACUACAGUUGCGUCGCCUUUCUCUUUCGAUCAUCAAAAAAAUGCCAAAAAGCUGUGUAGCUGUAGGUUGUUCAAACCACAAUAUGAUGGGGAAGCCUGGAUUUGAGCUUCCAUCGGUUCCCAAACCAAGUGAAAAACAAGAAGAAAUGGCAAAAGUGGGUUAAUGCUGUCAAAAGAAUCAACGAAGACGGAAGCCCAUGGAUGCCUAAAGGAAUCAAUGUUUUCUUGUGUUCAGAGCAUUUCAUCUCUGGUGGGCCAUCGAAGGAUCCAAAACAUCCAGAUUUUAUUCCGACAGUAUUCAAACAUAAGCCCACUAUUGAAGCAAAGGAAGAAAGUCAGUUGAGAAGGUAUGAAAGCGCAAGAAAAAGGGCAAAGAUGGUAAAAGAUAUGAAUACAGAAGAAAGUGCUAGUGCUGAAGGUGAUGAAAGUGAAGGAAGCUGUUAGCUGUAGAGUUGGUGAUGAUAUCCAGCUGGAUAUUCCAUUUCAAGACAUCUCAGCUGAAAGUGCACAAAUCCCCCAAUUUCCAGAGUCGUCACAGGAGGUGGAUUUUUUGAGGUCAGAAAAAGAAGCAUUGCUCACAAAGAUUAGUUGUUUGGAACAACAAAUAAGAAUAUUUGUUCAAUAAAUAAUUCCUAAAAGAAAUUAUUUCCUUACAAAAAUCAAAGAAAACCUAUAGUUUAUAAUUCACUAUUAAUUACCUUUUAGGGGACAUAUUUGAAUAUUGCAACAUUCUAAUUAAUGGUCAAACACCAUUCUUCUAAACCUUAUGGUUUUUCACACAAAUAGGCUGGUCUUGAAAGUUGAUGUUUCUGCAAAAAUAUAAGACCUUUCCUUAGCUGUGACUAAUUUAUGAGUAAGAUAUUUUUCUUUCUUCUAGUUAUUAUUAUCAAGAUACAAUCCUUAUGUCAUGAAAGAAAAUGAUGAUGCAACACGCUAUUUGACUGGUCUUUUCUGGAACGUGUAUAGGGUUUUAGCUGAUUCCUUGGUGCCCCAUAUCAAGGUGCCAAGAAAGAACCUGCCCCCUGAAAGUCAGCUGUUCGUGGCGCUAGUCCGUCUGCAACUGAAUUUGCCAUUCUGCUACAUUAGAUUUCAAACUGGCUUCUCAAUUGGCAGUUUGAAUAAAACAUUUAAGAACAUCAUAAAUUUGAUGUAUCUGAAGUUAAAAUUUUUAGUGCAAUGGCCUGACAGAUCACACAUCCGUGAGACUUUGCCACCAGUAUUUAAAGAGAAUUUUCCGAGGCUGACAUCCAUAAUCGAUUGUUUUGAGGUUUUUAUAGAGCGCCCAAGCAAACUCAAAGCAAGGGCACAAGUAUAUUCAAACUACAAAAAGCACAGCACUGUAAAAUUCCUGUUGUGCUGUAGCCCUCUUGGUGUGGUGACAUUUCUCUCAAAGGCAUGGGGAGGAAGGGCCUCAGAUGUACAAAUAGUUAGGUCAUCUGGAUUUAUCAGCCCAAAAUAUCAUUUUCCAGGUGACCAAAUUUUAGCUGACAGGGGAUUCACCCUUGUUGAUGACUUUGCUGUGGCAUGCAGUGCGGAACUUAUCAUUCCACAGUUCACAAAGGGAAAGAAACAGCUAGAUGCAAGAUUGCCAAUGUCAGUUGAAAUAACAAGAAAGAUUGCCAAUGUCAGGAUCCAGGUAGAGCGGGUUAUAGGUCUCCUGAAGAAUCGAUAUGGGAUUCUGUCCCAAGGACCACUGCCGUUAAACCUCGUAAAAUCAAAAAAAGAGGAAGUUUCAGGAGGAGUACCACACAUUGAGAAAUUAGUGACAGUCUGUUCAAGUUUAAUUAAUCUAUCACCUGGUAUUGUAUACAAAGAAACAUAAUGAAAAAAUAUAGAAGUUUUCAUAUUCUUAAAUAGUUAUUUCUUUUUCUUGCAGUCUUUACAGUACCAUGCACCUUUUGGUGGUCGCUUAAGAUUUGGCUUGAUACAUUUGAAGUGUAUCCAUUUGAAUUUACAUUGUGGAUUAUCAUAUCCAAUCAUGCUUUCAUCACUCUCUGGUUGCUGGCAAUAGCAAAAAACCUCUUUUUCUAAUUCUUGCUGCCCUUCCAUGAAUGUUUCACUUUUUUCUAGUUUGCGCGAAACUAGUUCAUGCGAAACUACUUUUUUGUGGUAUUCGAUCAAAAACUUCAUAGAGUUUUUUAAGUCUUCCUUGUAAGGAAUUGUAAGUCCUUUGCAAAAAUGAGGACCCCAAACAACAAAGUGACAAACCUUGUACCCAUAGAUUUGCAUUUGCAUUUGGACUUGAGUGUAGUAUCUAUGGCUACUUUUCAAUUCUAAAUCAUUGUCCAGACAAAACUUUUUGUCACCAAGACACUGUGUGAUAUUAGUUUUAUCUCGGUGUGUGUAUGGGCACUUGACCUCAAUUAAAAAAUCACCAUGGCAGUCACAGUGACCAAUGGCAUCAGCUGAGGCCCCCAGAAAAGUAUGCUCUUGAUCCAGCAUCAAUCCACACCUUGAUACCAUUACAUUUGUGUGAAGUGUUUUUAAUUGUUCUUGAUACUUUUUGAGGGCCUUUGAUUCACUCUCCUGUCCCCAAAGUACUGAAGGAACAUUAAGGGGCUUGGAUUUGCCACAUAUCUUCAAUACCAAAGACUUUGCUGGCUUAUCUAUUUUCGAAUGCAGGACGUCAUGCGCCAAAGACGCAGUUAUCCUUCCCACCCUGAUUUCAUGCCAAACCAGUGACUUGCUUUGGCUUCUUGUAGCAGACUCAAUAUAGUGAAUAUCUGCCUUGCUAAGUUUCUGGGCAUAAAGCUCCGCCCUUUUCUCCUCAUAUUUAAGCUCAUCUUCGGUAAAGAAGCUCCUUGGUGAUUUUGGCAAAAUUGAUCUUUCUCUAACAUUGGCUUUAUGGUGAAAUGUUGUAGAAAAGUUUUCAAAAAUACUUAGUGCAACAGGUUGCUCCUUUGGUUCGAGGUUGUACAGUCUUUGUAAAAAAUCCUUCUGUUCAUCUACUGUGAAAGGAGCAUUUGAGGGGGCUUUUUAAACUGAGGCAGGGUUGUCCUUUUUUUUAAAAAAAGUUAUCUCCUCUAUAGGUACUCCUUCUAUCGCUUUAACAAAGUCAUUGUUCCAUUCACAUGGCUUUGAGGCGCAGGCUAAAGAGGUAUAUCCCAGGCGCACAGCUGCUUCAACUUUAAACAGAAGUGCACCAAUGUGCGAGCACGAUUCUCCAAGCCUAAUAAGAAAAAUCAAAUCAAUGUGCAUGUAAAUUCCCCAGAUCUUAUAAAGUAGCAGAUGAUAAAAAGGGCAUAUGAUAUAAAAAUAUUUAUAGAUUUUAGAAAGCUUUGGCCAGGGCUUACUGGAAGUUUCUUUUAAGGUAUGGGCAAUGAAAACGAAUAUUCUGGCCUCUUGUUAAAGUAGCUUGCAACCAGUCAAUAUAUUAAGCCAUAAAACAGUGUUAUGAAUUUAGUAAGGACUGUAUGCUUAGAACUUUGAAAAAGGGCUAGCUUUGGCUAGGCCUAGCCAAUUUGUUAACGUUUGUAUAUAAUUGAAAAUUACUUUCAAGAAAAAUAAUGUUUACUAGGAAAAAUAAUGACUGUAAAAUAGUAUUUAUCAUUGAUUUUACUCACCUUGCCAUGCAGUUGCAGUGUGCACAGAGUAUGGUUCCAUCGUCCGAAGCUGCCACCCAAGGUCUCAGAAAUUCUUCGUUUAUCCUUUGCGAAUGCAUCACUUUCGCUGACAAAACAGUUGUAGACUUUAAUUUAUAGAUAUAAACUGUCUGGACCCACCCAGAAUUAAAUUGAUUAACAAAUUCCAAGACUUUCCUGGACUUCAUCGCCUCUUUCAAGUACACCCCUUAGGUAAGAAAGAACAAAUAAUCACCUUAGGCCUAUGAAUAUUACAGAUUGUCAUAACAAAGACUAUGUAGCACAGAUUCGUGGGAGUGGAGUCGAAUAUAAGAAAGAUUAUCAAUAUGUUUUCUUACCAGGCGUAUUUAUGAGAUAAUUUUUCUUACCAGGCGCAUUCAAGCCGCUGAUGUAUUCAAAAGCCAUCGCCAAUAUUUGAAUCGAUGUGAACGAGAAUUUUAAUGAAGAAAACGAAGAAAAACGAGAUGUAUAUACGCGAACUACAACGUAUCUAAGGCUCAGGCCGCAUUUGUUUUCAACCACCGAUUUCCGUUGCUAAGGUAAUCAUGGUGAUUGACGUCACAGUGAAAAGGUCUAUACUUACAAUCACUGCCAAAUGUCUUGAAAAACCAACUUAGGUUUUCAAAGGCAAAUUCAGCCAUCCCUUCUCCCCCUAGGAAAAUUUUUGAUAUACAAUAGAAAAAUGAAGGGGGCUUUUGGGUAUGUUUUCUCUUCUGGCUUGUUUGACAUUUUGCUCUAUUUUAAACUUUUUUUGCGGGAGGGGGAGGGUGACAAAAGCAAUAGUAUUUUGGAAAACAACUGAAAAACGGAAAAUCACAGCACACAUUUCCAAGUAAUUUUGGCAGGGAUUGAACUUAACUAGCUUACCAGCGAAUGGUAAUGCUUCUGUUUUUUUCUAACGACAGUUCUGGCUUUCUGCUCCUACACAAUACUUGCUAUAUAUGCUAGAUAGCAGAUACAUCUAUUGUGUCAGUUUUUUUAAAAGAUCCACUUCUCGCAAAGACUCGCUAUUUAAUUUAUAUCAAUUCUAUUCAACAAGGACCAAAUCAGCCACUAAAAAAUUGUGUAUCACUAUUUAAUAGUGUAUAAAGAAUCAAUAGGGUGAACUACAGCAACUCAACAUUCUAUUGGCCAUAAAAACUGUUUCCUUGUCAUAGUACACACCUAAAAGCUUCCCUACUGAAGUUUCUCAAAACUCCAAAAUUGAAUCUUUUGUUAUAAAAGCAUCAAUUUGAACUUGAACAAAGUAAUUGCGACGAGACAAUAGUACACAUUUCCCUAAUCAGCUGCCUUGAUUUUCUGCCAAGCGCCUUACACUUUAUUAAAUUUUGCUUGUAGUUUCCAAACUAUAGUUUUUGGUCUUUGACAUCCCUGGGUGUGCAACAAAGGCCUUGGCAAUGGUGCCAGUGUUCAUUUUCUGAUCAACAGUGGCAAACAUUAAAAGGAAAGAAAUGACGAUAUGAUUGUUCCUUUUAAUUUUCAGGCCAUUGAAGUUUUCAAGUACAUAAUUCCUUUUUAAUUGCUUCAUGGCUCGUCCCAAAAAAUAGUUUAUAUUAGUGUCCUCUCUUUUUUUUUUCUUUUCAUUCUCCCUCUGUUAAAGAAGCAAGAGAGCAAUCAGUAAUAAAAAGAGCACCAUCACCAGGGGAAAUUCAUACAAUAAGCUUAAAUGCGUUAUGCCUAGAUAAAGACACAGCACAAUCAAUGGUGUAAUCUCUUCAAAGCAUAUCUUAUAUCUAAUUCAUUAUUGACAUGCUGAUAAAUAAGCCUUGAGGAAUAUGGCGGUUUUGAGAAAGUAGUUUUCAGCAGUGUUGAUCAAAUGUUUAAUUUUCCAUUUGGAAAAGCUUUAUUCAAACAACCAUUCUACUUCAAUACCAACUGAAGGUGGUCUUCUAACUUUUUGUUUGACAUUUUUUUCAACAAUAUCCGUUCCUUUGAGCAUGUAUAUCAGCGAAUCUUUUCUUUUUACUGCUAAUACACUAGAAACUGAUAUAUAAGCAUGUGAUUGCUAGGUUAGGAAGACAUUUUACCAUAUUUUAGCAAAAUUAGUCAUUUUUGUAGUUACAGUUUACUUCAAUAAUAAAUAUAAACUGAUCUUAUAGAAAUAUUAAAUGUGAUUUUAUGUAAGAAACAAUUGAAACUUACUCUAUUUUCUAACCGAAUGAGAGAAAUUUGUAAGUUGAGGACAUUACAAUUGAAAAUUGUGCGAGAAAGUAUGUUUGAUUGGAAACCGAGGGUAUAUAUUUGGUUGCAAAGUCAAUACUUACAAUCAGUGCCAAAUCUGUUAGAAAACCAGUUUAGGUUUUCAAAGGCAAAUUCAGCCAUCCCUUCUCCCCCUAGGAAAAUUUUUGAUAUACAAUAGAAAAAUGAAGGGGGCUUUUGGGUAUGUUUUCUCUUCUGGCUUGUUUGACAUUUUGCUCUAUUUUAAACUUUUUUUGCGGGAGGGGGAGGGUGACAAAAGCAAUAGUAUUUUGGAAAACAACUGAAAAACGGAAAAUCACAGCACACAUUUCCAAGUAAUUUUGGCAGGGAUUGUACUUAACUAGCUUACCAGCGAAUUGUAAUGCUUCUGUUUUUUUCUAACAACAGUUCUGGCUUUCUGCUCCUACACAAUACUUGCUAUAUAUGCUAGAUAGCAGAUACAUCUAUUGUGUCAGUUUUUUUAAAAGAUCCACCUCUCGCAAAGACUCACUAUUUAAUUUAUAUCAAUUCUAUUCAACAAGGACCAAAUCAGCCACUAAAAAAUUGUGUAUCACUAUUUAAUAGUGUAUAAAGAAUCAAUAGGGUGAACUACAGCAACUCAACCUUCUAUUGGCCAUAAAAACUGUUUCCUUCCCUACUAAAAUUUCUCAAAACUCCAAAGUUGAAUCUUUUGUUAUAAAAGCAUCAAUUUGAACUUGAACAAAGUAAUUGCAACGAGACAAUAGUACACAUUUCCCUAAUCAGCUGCCUUGAUUUUCUGCCAAGCGCCUUACACCUUAAUAAAUUUUGCUUGUAGUUACCAAAGUAUAGUUUUUGGUCUUUGACAUCUCUGGCUGUGCAACAAAGGCCUUGGCAAUGGUGCCAGUGUUCAUUUUCUGAUCAACAGUGGCAAACAUUAAAAGGAAAAAAAUGACGAUAUGAUUGUUCCUUUUAAUUUUCAGGCCAUUGAAGUUUUCAAGUACAUAAUUCCCUUUCAAUUGCUUCAUGGCUCGUCCCAAAAAAUAGUUUAUAUUAGUGUCCUCUCUCUUUUUUUUCUUUUCAUUCUCCCUCUGUUAAAGAAGCAAGAGAGCAAUCAGUAAUAAAAAGAGCACCAUCACCAGGGGAAAUUCAUACAAUAAGCUUAAAUGCGUUAGCCUAGAUAAAGAAACAGCACAAUCAAUGGUGUAAUCUCUUCAAAGCAUAUCUUAUAUCUAAUUCAUUAUUGACAUGCUGAUAAAUAAGCCUUGAGGAAUAUGGCGGUUUUGAGAAAGUAGUUUUCAGCAGUGUUGAUCAAAUGUUUAACUUUCCAUUUGGAAAAGCUUUAUUCAAACAACCAUUCUACUUCAAUACCAACUGAAGGUGGUCUUAUAACUUUUUGUUUGACAUUUUUUUCAACAUCACCCGUUCUUUGAGCAUGUAUAUUAGCGAAUAUUUUUUUUUACUGGUAAUACACUAGAAACUGAUAUAUAAGCAUGUGAUUGCUAGGUUAAGGAGACAUUUUACCAGAUUUUAGCAAAAUUAGUCAUUUUUGUAGUUACAGUUCACUUCAAUAAUAAAUAUAAACUGAUCUUAUAGAAAUAUUAAAUGUGAUUUUAUGUAAGAAACAAUUGAAACUUACUCUAUUUUCUAACCGAAUGAGAAAAAUUUGUAAGUUGAGGACAUUACAAUUGAAAAUUGUGCUAGAAAGUCUGUUUGAUUGGAAACCGAGGGUAUAUAUUUGGUUGCAAAGUCAAUACUUACAAUCAGAGCCAAAUCUAAUAGAAAACCAGUUUAGGUUUUCAAAGGCAAAUUCAGCCAUCCCUUCUCCCCCUAGGAAAAUUUUUGAUUUACAAUAGAAAAUGAGGGGGGCUAUUGGGUAUGCUUUUUCUUCUGGCUUGUUUGACAUUUUGCUCUACUUCAACUUUUUUUUGCGGGAGGGGGAGGGUGACGUAAGUAAUAGUAUUUUGGAAAACAACUGAAAAACGGAAAAUCACAGCACAAAUUUCCAAGUAAUUUUGGCAGUGAUUGUACUUAGCUAGCUUACCAGGGACUGAUAAUGCUUGUGUUUUUUCUAACGAUGGUUCUGGCUUUCUGCUCCUACACAAUACUUGAUAUCUAAGCUAGAUAGCAGAUACAUCUAUUGUUUUUUUUAAAAGAUCCACCUUUCGCAAAGACUCACUAUUUAAUUUGUAUCAAUUCUAUUCAACAAAGACCAAAUCAGCCACUAAAAAUUGUUUGAUUUAAGUUAGUAUUUCCAGAUGUUUGUUUGUUUGCUUUGAAUCCUCUGCUAAUAAUCUUAAAACUCUUUUUCAAAUCUAUGAACAAAGUCUUUUCAGUAGUAUAAUUAUCUUCAUGACCCUAAAAUGUCAAUGUUUUAGGAGUGAUGUGGUAGGCAGCCCAUACUAUUUGUAUCUGGUUCCAAGAGGCAACCAGUUUUCUUGUAACAAGUUGCAGUAAUUAAACUACUGCUGCAUCAGUGUAGGGAAAACUACAUAAAAUGAUUUAGACCCCUGCGAUUUUAUAAAUUAGAACCAAGGUGGCGAAGGGAUUCGUUUGCAAACGGUGGCUCUUGAGCAAGUUGCUUGAAAUUCCGUAGGAAGCAAACAGCUCUUCGCUAGUGUGUGCUGGAAUGUCCAUGGUUGUCUCAAAAUUAAACGUCCCAUCAUAGGAAAAUAUACAGUUACUGACAUCUUCUAUAGUCUUCCACUGAUUAGGGAGGUAGUCCUCCACUGUUAUCGCAAAAAAUCCUAUAGGUAAAGUAACAUUCACAUCAGGGGUAAGUUCAAGUCUCUCCACCAACCUAAGCAUGCGCUGCAAAAGCGGAUGCCCGUAUUCGCAUACCUUAUGUUGAUGAAGCGUGCACAUAAGUCUAUCUGACAGAAAAGAUUGCCUUGAGACUGAGGUGCCGGAACAACCCAUAUGCACAUAUUGCAGCCAGAAGUAGCAACAAUUGCUCGUUACUCUCUUGCCUCUUCUGAAACACUCUUUUGCCUAAGCAAAGUGCAAUUUCUUCUCUAGACGGUCCCAAACAGGAGGAUGAGUGCACAAGAAACCUACCCACUUGCCAAAGAUCCUAUUUCGGACAGCAUGGGUAUAGUUCAACACAGCUUUGAGCACGUCCAACUUGGCGUUGUUUUCUUCAUCCCAUUAGUGAUUGGAGAGGUCAAUCCCUUCCGCACUCACGACAACAUCCGCACACCCAUAGUAUGUUAGGUCUAAUUGGAAAAUAUUGUCCUUAGAAGAAGGAGGAGGCAGUAAUAUGAACUAUUAUUGCCAACAAAUGUUUGCACGUGCUUGCAAUCACCAUCAGGAAAUGCUGAAUGAAUCAACAUAUCCUAAUACCCAGAUUGGUUGCUGGAAUGAUGCCCAAUGAAAGUUGAGUGCGCCUCCUUGCAGCCUGAUUGCAUUCCUGGAAAUGAAGCUUCAGAUGGAGCACUUUGAAUGUAUCCCUAAAUCUGCAGAUUUGCAAGCAGUUGCUCUGAUCCAACAUUCUGACUGCUUUCAUCAAGAGUAAAACUAUUAAUGAGGCCCUCAGUCUGUGUGACUUCGAGCUCCUCCUGCAAAUGAAAAUCAAGAGAAAUUUCACCCAAAGUAGCUACAUCUUCAGCAUUACUAGGACCCUUUAUGGAAGUGGAUGACUCACCUUGUUCAUAGAGGGCCCUAUACUCACCUAGUGUAGCAGAUGCUGCUACACGCUUCUUCUUCCUUUCAGGACCUGGCCAAAACUAAAAUAGACGAAAAAACAAAUCAAAUACAUUCAAAAAGCAAAUUUAUCAAUAGAGCUUCAGCUAUGGGCCCUCUUUAGAUACAAAUGAACAAGUAUUUUGAAAAGUAGUUUUUAAAUAGCUGAAAGAUAUAUAUUUAGCUUCAGCAUGAGAUAUCUAUUAUAAACAUUUUCUUUCGAGUAGACUGAAACAUUGCCUCCAUUAUCUGAAUUGAAAUUAUUAAUCGUACGAAAAGUUUAUAUUAUAUAGUGAUCUAACCUUGGUUGAGUUAGAAUUCUCUAGGCGAAAAAAAUGGGGCUAGUUUUGCAGCAAUAGUUAGUAGAAUCUCAUAUACAAACAUAUUCUAACAACAUUAUUUUUUUGCGGAUCAUCAUUCUUAAACGUUUUUAAUAAAAUUUUCUAAUGAUUACUGUCAUUUAGAAUUCUUAUUUUAUCCAACUCUAUUAAGAGAAAAGAAACGCCUUUGGGUGCGCAGCUGUAUGCUGUUUGUUGUUGUGAUUAUGUUCUAUCAUUUGGUUGGUGGGAUUCUUUUGUAAGAUUCCGUUUUGUUAUCCAUCAAACCCUAGUAAUCCAUUAAAAUUUUAUUUUUGAUAGACUUCAAAGCAAUAGCACAAAAAUGUUAAUCCAUUGGCGGGUCAUAAGGAGCUGGAGAAUAAAGAAGGCCGUGACUUUUAUGUUGUAUAAUUCUCUUUUGAGUUUUUGAGUGAAUAUAAUUUUCUAUAAAAUAAUAAGUUUCGGUAUCUAUCAGGUAGGCCUAUCAAUUUUAACUUGAACAAGUCAAAUAUGUAUGUUGCUGGUAGUACUUCAUCCAAAUAACGAUAAUAUAAUGAACGAAUAAGUUCAGUACCAGAGUGGUUGUAAAAACAUGAUGUUUCAGGUAUGUACUUGUUAUUAAGGCAGUCCUCCACUGCUGUAGGCAGUCCUCCACUGUUAUCGCAAAAAAUCCUAUAGAUAAAGUAACAUUAAAAAAGCGCAGCUCAUCAGGGGUAAGUUUAAGUCUCUCCACCAACCUAAGCAUGCGCUGCAAAAGCGGAUGCCCGUAUUCGCAUACCUUAUGUUGAUGAAGCGUUCACAUAAGUCUAUCUGACAAAAAAGAUUGCCUUGAGACUGAGGUCCCGGAACAGCCCAUAUGCACAUAUUGCAGCCAGAAGUAGCAACAAUUGCUCGUUGCUCUCUUGCCUCUUCUCAAAUACCCUUUUGCCUAAGCAAAGUGCAAUUUCUUCUCUAGAUGGUCCCAAACAGGAGGAUGAGUUCACAAGAAACCUAUGAACUUGUUUGAAUUGAGUUGGAAUAGUUGAGUUGAGUUAGAAUUCUCUAGGCGAAAAAAUAGGGGCUAGUUUUGCAGCAAUAGUUAGGGUUAGGGUUGAUGUUGGGGUUGGGGUUAAGGUUAGGGUUUGAACCAUUGUCAUAUUCUUAAUAAAAGCUCUAUUGUUGUUAGUCUGCGGGAAGUGUAAAUGCCUUUGUCAAUCGUUGUUGCGCCUGUGUUUUAUGCAAAUGUCCCUUUUGUUUUUUCUCUUUAUUGUUAUCGAAUUUCCGGCUGUACGAAUUUCGUACAAACCAGACGUGACACUUGGAAGUUUUUCUCAAAACGCAGCCUCCAAACGCCGAAAUGACACGUGAUUUGUGGAACAAUCUGUCAACGCGUUUCUCAUAGCUAUUUGCAUUUCGAAACUUGGCUCAGGCGCAUUUAUUAAUGUGAUCUUCUACUGUUAUGAAAAGAGGGAGUGUUAAACUAAAUAGCUCACAAAAUCAAAGCAAACGAUUUGGAAAUGGCUUUUUUUUGCAAAAUUAAGCAGAGGCUUUGUGACGAUAAUCAUAAUAAAUCUGAGGUGGUUAGGUACACUACAUAACCAUGCAAAAUUGUUUAUGUAACUCAAAAAACCUUUUCGUUGACGAUCUAGCUAUUGAUAAAAAAUUUCCAAUUUCUAAUUUAUUUCUUUAGAAAUGAGUCAUUUAAGUUUACCUUGGAAUACAAACUAAACUAAAAGAUAACGAUCAUUUUGAUAUCAAUUCAGCUCCCAUAAUCUUUGUUCAUGCUAAGUGCGCAAUUAAACUUGUUUCUGCAUACAAAAAGCAUGAAAUACUGCCAAGGAUAUGCUACGGCAUGCCCAUUUCAAUCUACUAAUUACGUUUUCUGCUUUGGUAUAUAGAAUUGCUGACAGAGUAAUAAAACGUAAAUUGAUAUGCUGAUAAACUGCUGGUCAGAAAAGUAAAUAGAGCUUUCCGCAAAUCAAUCAAUUAACCUUACUUAAUGAAAAAUGACACAGGCAAUAAUACAAACAUGCAUAUAAAGAUUGAAAAAAGGCAUUGGCAAGUGAUUAUGUUGACAACCUUGGAUCAGAAAGAUAAAAUAUUGUUACAAGUAAUGUUAAAUAAUUUCUAAAAUACGACUAGCUAAAAACACGAAAUUAGCAAUAUCUUAGCUUUCUAAAAUAAUGUAAUUAUUAACGUUCGUUAAAGCUUGUGAAAUUUAUAAAGGGGUAUCUUCUGCUUCUGUUUCUGUGUCAUUUUCAUCCUCUCCCAAAAAAGUCAAUAUUUUAAGCCCUGGCCAAACGAGCCAACAUUUCACCCAACAUUUAACCCAACAUCUUUGCCAACAAUGUUGGGAGUUGUUAGGAAGGCUGGCCAAACGAUCCAACAAUUCACCCAACAUUUGGCACAACCCUUUUUGGAAUACUCAGAUGAAAUAAAAGACUUUGCUCAGAUUGAGUCCCCUCUAACUUUGAAGCGAGGCUGACAGAAAGUGGUUGCCACACUCAUCCCAACAUGGAUUCUAAUCAUCUGAAAAGGCGCCAAGUAGCCAUGUGUUUAUUGAUAACGCAGCUAUUAGAAGAUGACGAAUGUUCCAGCAAACGAGGGAAAACAAGGCAAUGGAUCAAAAGACGCGAGGAGAAGGGGUUUUAUAACUGUAUUUUACGAGAAUUAAGCAUUGAAGACAGUGUUUCUUUCAAAGAGAUGUUACGCAUGUCCCACGAAUGCUUGCUUCAAAUUUUGGGGGCAAUUGAAAAAGACAUCACACCAUGUCAAGUUUCAGGUGGAAAUACUGUUAUCAGUCCAAAAGCACGACUUGUCAUCACUCUUAGAUUUUUGGCUACUGCGGAGACUUUUCGUUCCAUGUCAUUUCAAUUCCGUGUUUCUAGGGCAGCAAUUUCCUACAUAGUGAAGGAUGUUUGCCAGGCAAUUAUAAAGAACAUGAGACCAUUGUUUCUUGCAUUACCUUCAUCUGCAGAAGACUGGGUAAAUAUUGCCCAUGCUUUUGAAGAAAAAUGGCAGUUUCCAAAUUGUGUAGGUGCCAUUGAUGGCAAACAUAUAGUCAUGCAGCCACCACCAGGAGCAGGUUCCAGGUAUUACAACUACAAAGGCACUCAUUCUAUAGUUUUGUUAGCUAUUGCUGGGCCAGACUAUGAAUGUAUUUAUGCAGACGUUGGCACUAAUGGGAGAAUUUCGGAUGGUGGUGUCUGGAACAAAUGUUCUCUGGCAAAAGCAAUUGAAGACAAGAAGAUUGAUUUUCCUGUUCCAAAAUAUCUCCCCCAUGGUGCAAAAAGAUACCAUAUGUGUUUGUUGGAGAUGAUGCGUUUGCCCUUAAAAGUUAUCUGAUGAAGCCCUAUCCCCUCACAGGAUUGACUGCAGAAAGAAGAAUUUAUAAUUACAGGCACUGUAGAGCCAGAAGACUAUCUGAAAAUUUAUUUGGUAUCAUUGCCAAUCAGUGGAGAGUCUUUAGAUCAACAAUACUGCUACCUCCAGAAUUUAUUGAGCAGCUUGUGCUUGCAACACUUACUGUUCGGAACUUUCUUCGGCGCAGUUCAUUUGAAACAUAUACUGCACUGCUGGACUUACAGAUUCUGUUGGAACAAAUGGUGAGAUGACUGAUGGACUAGUUCAUCAAAAUCCCCCCACAGAAUCACUUUUUUCAUUGUGCCCAAGAGGCAAUGGAAAUAACUCCAAAGCUGAUGCAAAAGAAGUAAGAGAAACUCUGAAAGAGUAUUUUCACAAUGAAGGUGCUGUAUCAUGGCAGUGGCAAAAAUAUUGAAACAAUUAUAUCAACUUCAGACUUGAACUAAAAUACUUGCUUACCAAAUUUAUCAUACAUACUUUUCAGUCCUUAAAAAUUGAGAUGUUGCAGUUUCUUGAUUCUUCUUGAGCCUACCACUAGAGUUUGUUACAUUUUUGAGUUUUUUAAAAUCAUGUGAACCAGUUAUUUAUAAAACAUAAUUAACCCUAUCCAGACUGAAGGGGGACUCAUUCAGCCCCCCCCAACUCUCUUAAUCAAGCAGUGCUCCACAUUAUUGGUAGACUCAAUUAGCAUAAUUCUUUUUGACUUUUAGUUUCUAUCUAUAUGAAGUGUGAAUUUGUUUAAAAAAAUUAAAAAAGAAAUUAAAUUGGGGGGAAUUGGGCUGUUUUUUCACGGUGGUCAAGGUCAAAAUUUAAGGAUUUUUUUGAUGCACUCAAUUCAGGUGCAUCCUAUAACAAUUUUAUGGAAUCCUUGUUACCUCCAAUGUAUAUAAGAAGUAUGAUCUUUUUAAUUUUUCAUGUACAAAAGCUCAAUCGUGUGUUAUGUGACUUCAACUAUGACAUCAUUUUUGUGUACUCUUGUCAUUAUGUCUUGACUAAUUAUGACCUCAUAUCUAUUUUCGGAUAUCUUUUUUAAAUAAAAGAUACAUCAUAACCUCUGCUAUGUCUAUGGUGAUUUUUGUCAACAUAUACCAAGGAGCAACUAUUAGCAGCUCAAAAAGCUCAGUCUGAAUAGGGUUAAACCAACAGGUAAGAAAUUAGCUGCAAAACCAUCAGUGGGUUUUUACAGUUUCAUUGCUGCAAAUAGUUUAGAAAUCCAAAGUUGCUGUGAUGCAUUCCUCCUCCAUUGCUUGACUGGUUAUGGGAACUGUUGUAGUUUACAGGAAGUGUCAAUUAUUAAUUCUAUGUCAUCUAUUUCAUUUAUUCUAUUUCUAUGUCACAAAUUCUCUUCUCUGCAAUUACCCUUGUGCGAUCAUCAAACUUAUUCAGUUUUUCUGCUACAAACAAAGCAAAUGGACAUUCUUUCAAUGAAUCAUGUGACUGUUGUGGUGGUGGUUCACACAAGACAUUGAUGCACUUGUUCAUGAUUUCCUGCUUCUGUAGCUCCAGUGCUCUCUUGGACAUCUUUGGAGUCUCUUUUUGUGAGCUUGAAGAAGAGUGUGAAUUUUUAGAAAAUUGUGUGCUUGAAGAUGAAUAUUCACUUUCUUUGCUGGUCUCUUCUCUAUCGUUAUCUUGAAUUUCAACAUUUUGUGACUCCAGAUUGUAAGAAAAGGUAUCUUUGCUUUUUCCUGGCUGCAUAACUGGACACAAAAAUUGUAAAGGCCCCCAGUAGGGCCAGUUGGUGUUGUAAAGCUCAUCCCUUCCUUGUCCAGAUUUUGUUUUUGAGGACUUGGCAAUCUCUCUUCCUAGCUGUGCUCGCAAAACAGCAAUUUUUGAUCUAAUUUCCAUGACAGAAAUAUUCAUUGCCUCUGAGAUCUCUUCUAACGCUUUUCCGCGUUGGUCUCUUAAAUGGUAUGCUUGGUGAAAUACGUUCCAAAAAACAUGGACGAGCUUCCAGAUUUUCUAUUAAUCGUAAAAUUUCCUCAUGUCUCCAUGCUGUCUUCCGUGAUUGACCUGAAAUAUUUUUCAUCUCCGUAGUUGCUGUCGUUUUCUUUACUUUCUUGCGUUGAUGUCCUUUUGGCAGGGUAAUUUCUUUAUCAGAAUCAGCAGCAUAAUCAUCAGUUGGCUCGUCUUCACUGCCAUUGAUUUUGGCUACUUUUUUUGGUGGAUGUAGUCCAAGACGGCCUAAGCCUACCAUCCCUGGUCUUGAAGGCAACGCGUUUCUUUUCCCCAAAACUCUAUUCAUUUCCUCUACGGCCUCGUCGUACUCAUCUUCACUCACUAAAUCUCUUUCUUCGUACUCUUCCAUCAUCCAAUAUUCCAAAGUUGUCCAAAUCAAAAGGCUUUUCUCACAAUUUUGAUCUCUGCUCUACAAACUGAAACUUGGCGUGCAGCGCCAUUCACAUUUAUUAAUUCCUUACAGCGCUUGCGUAAAGCCAACAAAUGUUGGCCUACCCGGCCAAACGAGCCAGCAACGCCCAACAACACCCAACAGCCGCCAACAUUUUUGACCAGUUUCAAAUCGAUCCAACAUUUCACCCAACAUCUUUCCCAACAAUGUUGGGUGACCCAACAUGGUGGCCAAACGACCCAACAUUUGAGCCAACAUGCAAAAAGAGCAUGUUGGCUGAAAUGUUGGGAGAAAUGUUGGCUCGUUUGGCCGGGGCUUUAGAAGUGAGGUGGUCAGCGCCCCUUUUUAUUUUUCUUGCUGAAUCAUCUGUGUUGUAGCGAAGGUGCUGAACUCGUGGUGAGUGGCUCAUGAGUCUUGCAACUGAAUUUCUUACUUGGUCCUCCUUCUUGUUGCACAUUAGUCACUUUACGAGCGCUUUUCGGAGGGUCGUAGUUGUGAACUUCAAGCCCCCAUUGUGUCGGUGAAACACCUUUUCGAUGUAAACAGAAAACGACUCAGAUGUGUCAAAUGGUUCCCCCGUGCCCUUCAUUAGAAGAAAAUCAUGUCUCUUACUCAACAUAAGCUUCUCCCUCUCCUCCUGAACAUAUUUAGGUAGAUGUUGGUUGACAUAAUCGUAUCUGGAGAUGUCCACUCUAUUGCACCCGUAUUUUUUCUUCGUUUUGAAAUCAUUUACAACCAUUGUAGUGCUGCCAUUUUCCUUAAAUAAAAUGUAGUUUUCUGAAACACUCCCCUGUUCCUCGUCAAAUAGUAUUUUUAGUUUCAUCAAAUCUGCAUUCCGUGAUGGGCUCACUGUGGUGAACAAUGAAAGUAUUACAAAAUCAUGGUAUAACCUUGCCUUUUGAUACCCAUCCAUCUCUUUCGACGAAAUUAUCCUGUCCCUCAUCAAUUUUAAUGUUUCUAAAACCUGUUUCCAUUCAAAGUUCUUUCUUUCAUCGGCUUCCGGGAACCUUUUGUCUCCGCUCUCUUUCAUAGAGGCUUUAAAAAAACAGUGGUAAAUUUAAACUAAAAAUAUCAAAAAGCGAUGUGUAAAAUGUAUGUGUAAAUAGAAAGGAACGCAGGAUAUGCUGCCGCUGAUUAAAAUAAGAAUAAUAGCCUGUAACUAAGCCACAGGACGGUGAAAAUCCAAUGUAGUCAAAAAGAAUUUCAAAAAAAUUGAAUAUACUAAAUGACUGUACUUCGGCUGGCUUCAUCAACCAUUCUUGACAGUAGAAUUUAGGCAGCCAGAAUUUAAUGUUAUGAUAUAGAAUGAAAUGCAACUCAAGUUCCUAUUGUAGAAUUUCUAAUGAAAAGCGAAAAUAUAUAUAGCUAAGGUGAACUGGAAUACUCACUUGCAGUUGGGCCUGCAUGUGCCUCAAUUAUGUUAUUUCUGCAAUUUCAUGCCAACUUUUUGUUAGGCCCUCUUUUUUCAGAAUAUAUUUUGCUGCCACUAUCAGGCUUUGAAUAUGGUUGGCAACUGUACCCACGUUUAGCUCCCUCCUCAAUUCCGCCACAUAUGCCCUAACAAAGUUGAUGUUUGUAGCAUCCACUAUUUGUGAGGGUCUGUUAUAUGUCUCUUUUACAUGUUCAAAGAACUCCUUUAACCUUCUUGUGUGGCGUUCGAUUGUCCCUGCUUUCAUACCGUUUGAUGGUCUCAACGGGUUUAUUUCAUCCGUGUAGAAUUCCCCGAGCUUUUCGAAAAAUACUUCAAAUGAAGACACUCCAUCCUGCAUGCUUGAAGCUGCUUCGUAACCUGUGCCCGCCUCCACAUUGGCGACUGCUGCUUGUGGUAGUUGAAGCACACUCUGCUUCUGUAGCAGCAAAUGAAGACUGUCUAAUGGGAUGACGUAAUGCCCACCUUUACGUGGUCCAAAUUUCUCUUCGAGCUUCAAGCGCAGGAUCCCCUCAUGUUUCUUGCAAUUUAUCUUCAAUCUGUGCAUUCUGCUGCGGAGAGUCGAGCUUUGUAUAUUUUUUGUGAACUCAGCCUUCACUUGUUCCAUGCUUAUCCACAAUGUUCCAUUUGAUUCAAAUGCCACCCAUCUUUUCUCUUGGCCUUCGGUUUAGAGGAAAUAUUCAUUAACGUUGAAAAUUUACAAAACAAUGAUAACCUCAGACAUCUUGAAGUACAGAGUCACAGAAUGUCUAACUCCAAUGCAAUACUUUGUGAGCUUUUCAAGGAGAUUCACAGUUUUCAUAAGUCGUAGACUCUGUCAAUAGACCUCUUUCCUGUUGUUGCCGCCAUCUUUUUUCGCAAUGCAAUCUGGGAUGUCUAGGGGGCAAACAAACCUUAGUUUUUUUGACUACUACGAAAAUAGCGUGUUUACUGCCGUCCUGUGACCGGUUUCUUCGAUUAUACCUCUCUAAAAUGGUUUUUACUGAAGAAGAAUUGCGAGUUUGGAAGGUAGAAGAUCUUAAGAAAUAUCUGUCAGACAGAGGUGUGCCCUUGAACACUAAGAACUGCAGAAAACCACAGCUUAUUGGAAAAGUUAUUUUUGCUGAAAAGCUCGAACUUCCAACAUUGCCUUCUCAAGCUGUUCGAAAAUCUGAAAUUGACCUCAACUAGAGCAAAAUUUUAUUCGUUGAUGGCGUGCAGUUACCCUUUCCUGAGACAAUUGGCUCCCACUGGCUCGAAGGAAGUGAAUACUAUCCUGACCUUACAUUUGAUUUUAUAAAAAAUAUGCAGAAGCAAUGGAAUCCUUGAAAGCCUCCAAGGAAGGACAGAACCUUCAGACAUCUGGACAUGUAAAGUCAGUGUUUUUUAAUAAAAUUACAGAUUGUAUUGUAUUUUGCUUUAUAAAAGCAUUGGUUGUGCCUCAGACACGUAUAUCUGAUGCUCCUUAUACUGUUUGGGUUAGUCUACGGACAGAUGCCUCUUCCAUUUUGGCUAGUGAAUGUGGAUGCGUGGCUGGUUACAGUAACUCAUGCAAGCAUGUAUUUGCUUUGCUAUAUUACAUCCUUGCAGAAGUUAGACUUGGCAACAACAGGUCUUGUACUGGCAAGAAACAGAAAUGGAGUGUAAGAACAAUUGCUCGUUGCUCUCUUGCCUCUUCUCAAAUACCCUUUUGCCUAAGCAAAGUGCAAUUUCUUCUCUAGAUGGUCCCAAACAGGAGGAUGAGUUCACAAGAAACCUAUGAACUUGUUUGAAUUGAUUUGGAAUAGUUGAGUUGAGUUAGAAUUCU
Rhopilema esculentum is the source of this 21108-nucleotide messenger RNA. RefSeq lists its product as uncharacterized. Lineage: Eukaryota; Metazoa; Cnidaria; Scyphozoa; Rhizostomeae; Rhizostomatidae. The record is from RefSeq and is a predicted model, not a curated record.